Colletotrichum aenigma is the source of this 492-nucleotide messenger RNA. RefSeq lists its product as uncharacterized. NCBI's taxonomy places the organism in Eukaryota, Fungi, Ascomycota, Sordariomycetes, Glomerellales, Glomerellaceae. The transcript has a single exon. The coding region runs from base 1 to 492 and encodes 163 amino acids. The record is from RefSeq and is a predicted model, not a curated record.
AUGUCCAACGGCACCGGCGACCUGGUCCAAACAACCCUCGAGUCCUGGCCCGACAACUCCUGGUGCGGCGCCAAGAAGGGCCAGUGGUGCGUCCGCGCCUCGCUCUUCGGCUCCUUCGGCCAGCUCAGCGGCGACGCGAGUGCCGUCUCAGGCAACCAGAAGGUCAAGAUCCUCUACGAGCUGCUCUCGGACAACAACACUUGGCGCCAAAACGUCACCGAUGCUGACACGGGCGCGAAGCUUAGCUCGUACGAGUACAAGUCUGGUCCCUUCAUGAGGGGCUAUGGCACCGGCACCGAGUGCAAUGCCAACUGCAGCCCGACCGUCGCCAAGCAGCAGUACAUCAACACGGAAAUAACUCUGGCCGGAGCCGACCCCAAUUUUGGCAAGACCAUUGCCACUGCGCAGAAGGCUACGUAUACUGGCCUGGCCAGCAGCCAAGGAGGCAAGGUCUGGACCAUCAAGGAGAUUAAUGUCCCGGCAAUGGUCUAG